AUGGCAUCUGAACAAAACCCAACUCCCAAGCAACAUCCCACCUCUACAGUUGCCCAUAAGAUUACCCUGUAUGAGCAGGAAAAUUUCCAGGGCCGCUUCCACGAAGUGAGUGGCCCUUGUCCCAACUUGAAAGAGACUGGAUUGGGGAAAGUUGGCUCCCUUGUGGUUCACACUGGACCAUGGGUUGGUUAUGAGCAAUCAGGCUGCAAGGGUGAACAGUUUGUAUUUGAGAAAGGAGAAUACCCCCGCUGGGAUACUUGGACAAACAGCCGCAAGAGUGAUAGUCUUGCUUCCUUCAAACCUGUGAAACUGGAUGGACAAGAACACAAGAUUGUACUAUAUGAAAACCCUAACUUUACUGGAAAGAAAAUUGAAAUCAUAGAUGACGACGUACCAAGUUUCCAUGCUCAUGGAUACCAAGAGAAGGUUUCAUCCAUUCGUGUUCUGAACGGAACAUGGGUUGGAUACCAGUACCCAGGCUACAGAGGCUACCAGUACCUACUUGAGAAGAGAGAGUACAAGGAUGUAACUGAAUUUGGAGCCCAGCAGCCUCAGAUCCAGUCUGUCAGACGCAUUAGGGACAUGCAGUGGCACCAGAGGGGAAUCUUUCAUCCCACUAAUUGAAACAUUCCUCUGCUCCUAAGCUUCUUGCCAUCAGUUUCUCACUGAUUUGCUGCUAAAUUCCUAACCACAGGUUAAAUGAAUGCCUCCCCACAGUAUUCUGCAUGAAUACAACA
Carcharodon carcharias (great white shark) is the source of this 737-nucleotide messenger RNA. RefSeq names its product beta-crystallin B2-like. Gene Ontology annotation, molecular function: structural constituent of eye lens. The transcript has 5 exons. Lineage: Eukaryota; Metazoa; Chordata; Chondrichthyes; Lamniformes; Lamnidae. The record is from RefSeq and is a predicted model, not a curated record. Gene Ontology annotation, biological process: lens development in camera-type eye; visual perception. Bases 1 to 624 code for a protein of 207 amino acids.